UGGGCAGGGAGGUGUGGCAUUUUUUGUGUCUAUUUGAAUUGCAAUAACAUUUUCAAUGCCUUGCAGUCCCUCAAUUGUCUUUUGUGACAUCCCCUCCAAACAGGGUUAGACCUACCAAACGCAAAACAGUGGUUCAGAAGAUUGGUCAGGGUUCUAAGGAAGGAGAGGAAAGAAUAAGCACCCAUUUAUUUCUUUUUCUUCCAUACACAGUUCUCUAAUGCUGAAAAAAAACCACCUCCUGCGUGCCCACAACCUUCCUUGGAAGAAUUCAGGUUUUUCACUUUGAAGACCUGGUCUCUCUCGCUUAGUGGUUUAAGUAUCCAGUUUAAUAUCUGAACUCCCCAGGACCAUAAAUUCAAACACCUGCUGAGCUGGUUCUCCUCUUCAUCUUUCUCUGAUGAUGCAUUCCAUACCAUGUAGUUUAGUGCAUGUAAAUUAGAUUUUAAAAGCCAAGAUCCUUUCUACUCUAUGUGAAUAUUAAAGAUCCUAGAGCACUUUUCAUAAGCAGAGGUGUUUGUCCUCAUGUCUUGCUCAAAAUUUCCCUUCCCUUCACACUUGUAUGAUGCAGUGGCUGCAUUUCAGUGGUACUGUGGGUAAAGUUUGUAAAGUGCUUUGGGAUCCUUUCGGUCUAAGGGCACUGUGCCUAUCUUUAAUUAUAUUAAGCUUAGCCCUUGAGACCGGUAUUAAUCAUAAGUUUGUUUUAAAUAGGUCUUAAUUUCAUUAAAAUUAUGUUUAAAUCACUGACUUUUUAAUGUAUUAAUCCUGCUCUCAGGACCCAUUUCCAUAUAUUAUGUAUAUGUACCCCAAUAAUUGGACCCUUGUUUUUAAAAAGCAGAUUAAUUGGGGAACUAAGUCUUGUAAAUAUGUUUUAUACUUGUCUGCCAUUACAUUGCACAAUCCAUUAUAUAAAUAAUAAAAAGCCUUAUAAUACUACUUUGUUAUAUAGUUAUAGCAGAUGACUCGGCCUUUCUUUUUUAGAUCAAAGUUUCAAUUGGAUUGCAUUAUGCUGUAGUAUUUAGUCACCCCAUGUUUUAAUAAAUCAAAACAGUUCUGAGUAACAGAAAUAUUUAUAGUCAUGAAUUAUUUUAUAUUACAUUUGUAUGAUUUUAUUUCUCUUUGAAAAUGAAAAGCUAGGGAGGUGUACAGCUGUAGCUCAGCUACAGGCAAUUGAAAUAAUUACCAACUGUUCCUUUCAUCUGUGUUACUGUAAUCUGUCUCCAGUAGGAUGUAGCUACAGAGUAUCUGAGGAGAAUUUCCAUCAUGUGAAUGGCUAAUUACAUUCUGGGCUAUAGAUUAUAGACAAAUAUAUUGUUAGGUAUUAAUAGUAUUUGAAUGUCCAUUUUUCCACAAAGUUGGUCAAAUGAAAUAAAUACUUAUGAUCUGUAUUUCAUGUAUGUUUCAUAAGACUUCAAUUUACAGACAAUCACCAGGCUCUGUACUCACUACAGUCCUGUAUCAAGACAUGGAUUGGGACCAGUUUGACAUGAACCCCAAAGUGAUAGCUGCUGUUAAGAAAGCUAACAUAAAAUCCAUAAAAGAGAUUUUGAAUCUUUCUGGAGCAGACUUGCAAAGGCUGACAAAACUGUCCAGUAUGGAUGUACAGUGCUUACUGAAAACAGUCUCUGGUACACUGAGGAAAAGCUGUGUGCUUACAGCACUUCAGCUGUACCAAGACAAAGAUCACUGCACAUCCCAACACCAGAAACUAAGCCUGGGUUGCUCAGUACUAGAUAGCUUGUUAAGAGGUGGCAUUCCUGUGGUGGGGAUCACAGAGCUUGCUGGUGAGAGCUCUGCUGGGAAGACUCAGAUUAGUUUGCAGCUGUGCCUUUCUGUGCAGUAUCCUUAUGAAUAUGGAGGAUUAGAAUCUGGUGCUGUCUACAUUUGCACAGAAGAUGUUUUCCCAAAUAAACGCUUGCAGCAACUGAUUGAUCAACAACCUACAUUUAGGGCAGAUGUUCCACCUGAUGUCAUACAGAGAAUAAAAUUUGGAAACAGUGUUUUCAUUGAGCAUGCCGCAGACCUUGACACCUUCUACAACUGCAUUGCUAAAAGGAUUACCUUACUGCUCUUGAGAGGCAUGGUGCGUUUGGUGGUCAUUGAUUCUAUGGCUGCUUUGUUUCGAUGUGAAUUUGGAGCAAAAGAUUCCGUUAUGAAAGCCAGAUAUCUGCAGACAUUUGGAGCAAAACUUCACAGUUUAAGCAGUCGAUUCAGAACUCCAAUACUGUGCAUUAAUCAGGUAACUGAUGCAGUGGAUGAGACAGAUGUUGCUCAGAGCAAUUUUGGCUUAUUGGAUAAGAAAGUUUCUCCAGCACUUGGGCUAACCUGGUCCAAUCAACUGUUGAUGAGAUUGAUGGCCAGUCGAAUAACACAAUCAGAACAGUCACCUGGAGGUGCAUUACAGCAUACUGGAAGUGUUUUGAGGACUUUAAGUGUGGUUUUUGCUCCUCAUCUCCCUCCAUCCUUUUGCUGCUAUGCAGUAAAUUUGGAAGGUGUGAAAGGUGUAAAAGUGAAAACCCCACUGUGAAAAUGUUACAUAUCUAUCGACUCCAAAGAUCGAUAUAAAUGAUUGUGAAUCAAGAAGCCAUUGGCCUAUUUUUUUCCAUCUGUAGAAAAAAAGAUGCCUAACCAUGUAUAUGAAAAAUGUUGCUUGGACAAUACACUUUUAUAACCAUAUUCUGCAAAAAUACAGAAGCAGUGAUAAAGAAUAGAUUUCUGUACCUACUUUUUAGGUUCAGUUAGGUUUGCACCUUGAUGUAUCUAUCUUGGAAAAGGGAUCUUAAUAAAAUAUAACCUGCAUCUUUGGGAUGCAGACUAUACUAAAUGCUGGCCUGCUUUAAAAACUUACUGAAGUAGGCCAGCUGUACUUUCAAAUCCUGACUCUAGCAGGGAAAUAGCAUGUUUAUAAAACUAAUUUAAGUAGCUGAAAGUGUGCUGCUCUGGGAAAGGAAUAAUUCAUGAAUAUAGUACCAAAGCAAUACUGACUUGUUACCUGUACUAACACCCUCCCCCCAAAUUUCCCCCUACCACAACCAACAAAAAACCUUUGUGCUGUUACUUCUAGCUAAACCAUAACUGACUUCACUACUUGUAGCAGUGGGGGUAUUUGCAGAGAAGAGGACACAGCUACUCCCCUAGCUCCUGUACAUUGGCUAUAGAUUCUAUGUAGGUUCUUAUACUGCUCUCAUCAUCAGAGCACUUGAGCAACUUCAAGUAGUUCAUGAAGCAAAUAUUAACAUUGGCUAUAUAUGAUUCAUUCUCUCUGCAGAGGGAGAAUUGUGUGUGCAGUGUAGCAUUUUGGUAAUAUUUUAGAUAUACAUACGGCUAUGUAUUUAUAUUUUCAUUGCAGGCAGCAUUAGUAGGGGCAGCAUUCACUCCUUAACCCCAUUUACAAGAAGCAGAUAUGGAACAUAAGUCUGAAGUUUAUGUUUACAAAAGUUAUUGGCUGCAGGUGGGAAUAUGCUGUAAUAUAAAUUGGCUGCAAAAUGUAUAGGCUGAUCCUAGCUAAGAUUUUUAAAAAGCUCAUUUAUCAUCAAGCAAUACCAAAUAUUAAUUGAACUGUAUGGGAUAAGUUAGUUUGCCUAAGGCAAACUGGAAAGAAUUCAUUUUAGAUUCUACUCCUGCCUUGUUUUUUUUCAGCAAAGUUGUCCUGCAGUACGAGUUUAACUUUUAACCAAGUCGUAUUUUACUAUAUCUUUUAAAAUAAAGCUGCCAUAAGUAGUGUACAGGAAUGCUUGAUUUAACCACUUACUGAAACCUGGAGUUGCAGCUGGAAAAUACAGAUGUUGCAUGCUACUGUUUGCUAGAAGAGAGGUAGGUAGAGCAUAGAGAGUGAAGGUACAUUUGUUUUUUAAGCUUCCACAGAAAGAAAGGUUACAUUUAGUUAGCAUGGCUCUUUUGUUGCUCAUUUACAAUACUUCUAUCUCCCUGACUAGUGACUCCAAAGGGAGCUGUUGUGCAGCGCUUAAUAGCAACACUGUCAAUUUGAUCAUCUUUUAAAUUAAGUCCUCUGCUAGAACACUUUAAAUGGCAUGUCCCAGUACUUUUAAUUCCAUUAAUUUCCCAUUCCCUGCUGAGAGCAGUGCCAAAACUAACUCGGGCCUUCCCAUUCUGUGCAAACUCUUCUUCACUUCCAGUUCUUCUUGUGAACACAUGCAACAUUAACAAAACAGUGAAAUGACAAUAGCAGUAUUCUCAGUCAUGCACAAAGGGAUCAUAAAAUCAUUAGUGCUGUCCACCUGAGAAUUCCCCCAUUAUUCCAGAUUCAUAGAUUCCCAGGCCAGAAGAGAACAUUGUCAUCAUCUAGUCUGACCUCCUAUAUAAACACAGGCUUUGAAACUUACCCAAAAUAAUUCUUCAAGCAUAUCUUUUAGAAAAAAUCUGAUCUUGAUUUAAAAAUUGUCAGUGAUGGAGAAUCCACCAUGACCCUUGGUAAAUUGUUCCAAUGAUUAAUUACUCACUCACCAUUAGAAAUGUACAACUUCAGUCUGAAUUUUUCUAGCUUCAACUUCCAGCCAUUAGAGCAUGUUCUAACUUUCUAUGCUACACUGAAGAGUCCAUUAUUAAUGGUUUGUUCCCCAUGUACAUACGUCUAUAUUGUAAUCAAGUCACCCUUAAAUUUCUUUUUGUUAAGCUAAAUAGAUUGAACUCCUUAAGUCUGUUAUUGUAAGGCAUGUUUUCUAAUCCUUUAAUCAUUCUUGUGCCUCUUCUCUGAAUCCUCCAAUUCAUCAAUAUCCUUCUUGAAUUGUGGACACCAGAACUGGAUGCAGUACUCCAGCACCAAUUGCACUAGUGCCAAAUGCAGAGGUAAAAUAACCUCUCUACUGCUACUUGAGAUUCCCUUUCUAUGCACCAAGGAUCGCAUUAGCCCUUUUGGUCACAGCGUUACACUGGGAGCUCAUGUUCAGCUGAUUAUCCACCACUACCCUUAAAUCUUUUUCAGAAUCACUGUUUCCCAGGAUACAGUUUCCCAAGCUGUAAGUAACCUUUGUCCGGCUUGUCCUCGUCCGUCCCUCUACGAACGCAAGUCGAUGCCAGAUCAUUCUGUUUUGUUGUGAGCAUGUUCUUUCCAUUUCUGGCCAAAGAGUCUUGUCAUGAGAUCAGCCCACUGUUUUCCCCAUCUGCCCAGCAAUCACUUCUGGUUUCUGGGGAUCUAGUCAUUGAUGCGGGUUGUCUACUUAUUGUCUUGCCUGUGGACUACCUGACCUGCCCAUCUCCACUUUGCAUCGUACAUCGCCUGUACUACAUCGGUCACCUCUGUACACCUUCUGAUCUCAUUUGGUAUAUGAUCGUGGAGUGAUAGCACAUUUACCUUUCCAUUGCUCUCUGGGUGACAGCGAAUUUUUCUUCCUCCACUUUUGUUGUUAACCAGCUUUCCGCUUCAUAUAUCAUUGCUGGCAGAACAGGGAAGUUAAACAGUUCUUUCCUUUUUUUCCCAUGGGCAGCUCAUCAUCCGUUAGAGACAUCUUUAUUUUGUUGAAACUUGCCCACCCUGCCUUUCUCCUCCUACUGCAUUCCCCUUCGAGUGAGUUGUCUCUGUUCAGCUGCUGACCCAGAUAAAUAUAUUUAUCGACCUCCUUGAUUACUUUCCCAUUUAUAGUGAUGAUUCCUGCUGCACAAUGCUCAUUCCGUAUCCUCUUCAUCUUCAGCGUGUUCACUUCCAACCUGAUAUCAUGCAAAAGUAUUUGCAGUUGCUGCAAUUUGCUCUCCAGUUCUGCAUCCUUUGCCAAUAUUACACAAUUGUUAGCAAAGAGAAGAUGUUAGAUGUUCUUCAUCAAUUCUGAUUCCUUCUUCGCAGUUCAGUUUCUUGAACAGCGACUCCAGUACUGCUGCAAACAGCUUGAUGAGAUUGUAUUGCCUUAUCUGAUUCCUCUACAUAUAGUAGUAAUGCAGGGGACGUUGAAUAAUGUAAUCUCUGUUGAACAAUUGCGGUUAAUUUCUUCUAGCAGUACCUUUUGGGUCAAUUUCAGUUGCGUUGAGCGCAUUGAGCAGAGCGUUAAUCUCUACUGAGUUAAAUGCCUCUUUGUUGUUGACAAAUGCAAUACAGAAUGGUACUUCGUAUUCCUUGUAUUUUUCCAUGAGCUGCCGAACUGAGUGGAUGUGGUCAAUUGUCGAAUACCCUGAGCAGAAACCAGCUUGUUCUCUGCUUUCAUACAUUUUAAGAUCCUUCUUAAUCCGAUUGAGUAUGACACUGGUGAAGACCUUAUACACUUGAGAAGAGUGUGAUCAAACAGUAGUUGCUCAAUUCUUCUGCGUUGUGUUUCUUCAUCAACCUGUAAAUAUGGCCUCCAUUCUUUGUUCCUACAUGUAUACAUUUAAAUUUAGCUACAUUACAAUGCAUAUUUUUUCCUUGAACAUAAUUUACCAAGCAAUCCAGAUCACUCUGGAUCAGUGGUCUGUCCUUUUUCAUUAUUUACUACUCCCCCAAUUUUUGUGUCCCCGUGCAAACUUUAUUAGUGAUGAUUUUAUGUUUUCUUCCAGAUCAUUGAUAAAAAUGUUAAAUAAGCUAGGGCCAACAGAUCCCUGCAGGACCCUUGUAGAAACAUACCUGUUUCAUGAUGAUUUCCUGUUUACAAUUAAAUUUUGAGACCUGUCAGUUAGUAAGCUUUUAAUCCAUUUAAUGUGUGCCAUGUUAAUUUUAUAUCUUUGUAAUAUUUUAGUCAAAAUAUCGUGCGGGUAUCAAGUCAAAAGCCUUAUGAAAGUCUAAGUAUAUUACAUCAACAGUACAGUAGAACCUCACAGUUACAAACACUUAGGUUAUGAACAACCUCCAUUCCCAAAGACAACUCCCACCUGUUUAUGCUCUCUGUAUGUGUGUAUAUAUAUCUCCUCAAUAUUUAUUCCACUCUAUAUGCAUCCGAAGAAGUGGGCUGUAGUCCACGAAAGCUUAUGCUCUAAUAAAUUUGUUAGUCUCUAAGGUGCCACAAAUACUCCUGUUCUUUUUUCUGAAAUGUUCGUAACUCUGAACAAAAUAUUAUGGUUCUUUCAAGAGUUUACAACCGAACAUUAACUUAAUACAGCUUUGAAACUUUACUAUGCAGAAGAAUGCUUUUAACCAUCUUAAUUUAAAUGAAACAAGCACAGAAACAGCUCCCUUACCUUGUCAAAUUUUUUAAACUUUCCCUUGUUUUUUUUAGUAGUUUGUUUACCACUGUACUCUAUUUGCAAUUUUUUUUUUGACUCUGCUGCUGCUUGAGUGCGAAAUUCCUGUUCCAAAUGAGGUGUGCGGUUGACUGGUCUGUUCAUAACUCUGAGGUUCUACUAAUUAUCUUUAUCAAUCCAACUUGUGAUCUUAUACAAAAAUAUAUCAAGUUAGUUUGACAGGCUCUAUUUUCAAGAAGCCCAUGUUGAUUGGCAUUAAUUACAUUACCCUCCU
This is a messenger RNA of Malaclemys terrapin pileata, 7372 nucleotides long. RefSeq names its product X-ray repair cross complementing 3 (gene XRCC3). The transcript has 7 exons. Gene Ontology annotation, biological process: double-strand break repair via synthesis-dependent strand annealing; resolution of mitotic recombination intermediates; t-circle formation. NCBI's taxonomy places the organism in Eukaryota, Metazoa, Chordata, Testudines, Emydidae. Gene Ontology annotation, molecular function: ATP-dependent DNA damage sensor activity; four-way junction DNA binding; ATP binding. Gene Ontology annotation, cellular component: Rad51C-XRCC3 complex; replication fork. Bases 1376 to 2524 code for a protein of 382 amino acids. The record is from RefSeq and is a predicted model, not a curated record.